Messenger RNA from Drosophila mauritiana, 1686 nucleotides. Its product is annotated as cell cycle negative regulator roughex. The coding region runs from base 321 to 1478 and encodes 385 amino acids. NCBI's taxonomy places the organism in Eukaryota, Metazoa, Arthropoda, Insecta, Diptera, Drosophilidae. The record is from RefSeq and is a predicted model, not a curated record. The transcript has 2 exons.
GGUGUGCAUGCGGUAUAUGGUAUUAAUUUACGUUUAAAAAAGAAACAAACAAUAUUAAUAGACUAAACAGAUUAAAGUAGUGUGAUUUUUACUAGUACAAAACUAAUGUAAAAAUUUUACGGAACAACACAAGCCGAAUUACAAGUAGGCGCUGACCCCUGACCUCGAUGACGAUAGCUAGUGUCAUUUUCAACACUGGUCAAUAUGGCAUACUACCAAAACAUUGUUGUAUCAACAACAUAGUGUCGGAGUCGAAUUGUAUAUAUUUUAAAUUAUAUUUAUUUUUUAUAAGCACAAUUGCAUGAAAAUACUUGAAGGAAAUGAGCGCUCCACAAGAACAUAAGGAGACGCCUUUGGAGGUGAUCCAUGAGUUCAUCAACGGCGUAGAUGAUGGGUCCAUACGCCGAGACCUGGGGGAGGACUGCAUCCUCAGCUUCUACAGUCGAAAUGUGCGUGGCGCCAAGGCAGUCACCGGAUUUCUGAGGAACCAGUUGACAAUGCGCUACAAGCACGAGGGAUUCGAGGAAGCAGCGCAAAUUGAGCGGGGCGACGAGCUUCUCCUAAAGGCGCGCUUCGGCAGAUCGUUUGACUUGGAACGUCGUCGCAUCUACGAGGAGAAGGAGCGCACAGGCACCACUCUGCAUGUGCAUCCAGAGAGCGAUGACGAGGAAGUAAAUAAAGAGUUUUCCUCAACCCUGAUCACGCCCCCCCGUCCGUCGAGCUACAAUUUGAACUCACUGAAGUAUGUGGAGGCGUGUGGCCAGUUGAACAAGCGUGAUGAACAUGUCUACGGCGGCCUUGACAUGGGCGAAUCAUGCGUCGUCCACCUCACUUUGGGCUAUCGGAGCACCUUGCUGCCCGGCGGUAAAGCGAGCGGCUUUGAAAUCUGCCUGGCUGUCUACGAUCGGGGUCUGAAAAACCUUAAACGAUCCACUCUAACUUCGCCACUGUGCAGCAUUUCCUUUGCACGACGGGCCAGCGCCCGAUGUAAUCCCACCACCGAUGAUGAGGGGGAUACUGAGGAGGAUUCACCGCCGCCAACAGCGAGGCGCUGCGUGCGUCGUACUUUAUUUACAGAGGAGAACACUCAGAAAGAAGAGGAUCCCGAUUCCAUACCCCUGGAAGAGCAGCAGCCAGCACCGCAGCAGCAGACAGCACCGCAGCAGCAGACAGCACCGCAGCAGCAGACAGCACCGCAGCAGCAGACAGCACUGCAGCAGCAGGCGGCACCGCAGCAGCAAGCAGCACCGCAGCAGCAGACAGCACUGCAGCAGCAGGCAGCACCGCAGCAGCAGACAGCACCGCAGCAGCAGACAGCACCGCAGCAGGUUGAGGAGACUGGUGAGGUAGUAGAUCUAUCCACACCCUUGAAGACCACAAGUUUAUGCAGCUAUACAUCGAGGAAACGACAACAGACAAUCCAUUGCAACGAAGUAGAGCGAAAACGCGCGACGGGACCAAGGCGGAUGCGUUUCUAGUUGCUUUUCCAAAUCAACGUAGCACAAUUCUUUUUUUUGGCUUUCGAGGAUACCCGACAAAUUUCCGUAAUUAUUUGAACAAGACUGAUUGCACCCGUUUUGGUCCCGCUUCCAGGGACCCCGCGUCGCGCUAGGCUAAACCACAAUAUGUAUUGUAUUACAUAAUCUCCUAUAUUUAUUUGUGUAUUAAAGUUCAAUGUUUAUUUAA